Ziziphus jujuba (common jujube) is the source of this 2028-nucleotide messenger RNA. RefSeq names its product protein disulfide-isomerase 5-3. The transcript has 16 exons. Gene Ontology annotation, cellular component: endoplasmic reticulum; COPII-coated ER to Golgi transport vesicle. The record is from RefSeq and is a predicted model, not a curated record. Lineage: Eukaryota; Viridiplantae; Streptophyta; Magnoliopsida; Rosales; Rhamnaceae. Bases 341 to 1813 code for a protein of 490 amino acids.
AAAAAGACAAAAAAAGGUGGUGUUGAACGAUAGAGGGACGAAAAAGGAAGCAAAUAAAGAAAAGCCAAAAUCAUAUCGUCUGAGUGCUUUGCUCAUUCGUUCCUUCAUUGGCUUUUUAUUCUCUCUCAGAGGCAUUUCUACAAAUGCUUUGAUAGAUCUAAAAUGCCUUAAUUGUUGGCACUUUGAGCAGGCUCAGUCCCACACCACCUCCACAAACAAAUUCACGCACGCACUCUCUCUCUCUCUCUCUCUCUCCUGAAAUCCAUUCCAUUUCACCAACCAUGAUUUCGAGCGGCAAGAUCAAAUCCGUCGACUUCUACAGAGUGGGAUAGCGAUUGGAAUGUAUACACUCGAGCUUGCAUCGCUGGGAGAUAUAUGCGAAUCUAAAUUCGUUUGCUCAAAGUCACUGAAGAUUCCGAGAGAUUUGACAGAGGCAUCAUUAUCAGGUGCAGGAUUAUCCAUACUAGCAGCUCUUUUCAUGAUGUUUUUAUUUGGAAUGGAAUUGAAUAAUUAUUUAUCCGUCAGCACCUCUACAUCUGUUAUUGUUGACAAGAGCACUGAUGGGGACUUUUUACGUAUUGACUUCAAUUUAAGCUUUCCUGCACUCUCUUGUGAAUUUGCUUCAGUUGACGUCAGUGACGUGUUGGGAACAAACAGGUUGAAUAUAACAAAAACAAUUCGUAAGUUUUCUAUAGAUCCAGAUUUAAGGCCCACUGGUGCUGAGUUUCACUCUGGACCAAUUUCCGAUUUCAUUAAGCAUGGAGAUGAAGUUGAAGAAGAAUCUGUUGAAGGUUCUGUAGUACUAUCGGCCAAUAAUUUUGAUAAACUUUCUCAUCAGUUCCCAAUUUUGGUUGUCAAUUUUUAUGCUCCUUGGUGCUACUGGAGUAAUCGCCUGAAACCUUCAUGGGAGAAGGCAGCAAAAAUAAUAAGAGAAAGAUAUGAUCCAGAAAUGGAUGGCCGUAUUCUUUUGGGAAAGGUUGAUUGUACAGUAGAAGGUGACUUGUGUAGGAGGAAUCAUAUACAAGGGUAUCCAUCCAUUCGCAUUUUUCGUAAAGGAAGUGAUGUCAGGGAUAAUCAUGGGCACCAUGACCAUGAAUCAUAUUAUGGGGAUCGAGAUACAGACAGCCUGGUUAAGACAAUGGAAGAAUUGGUAGCACCCAUCCCGGUGGAGUCUCAUAAGCCAUCUUUGGAGGGUAAAGUUGAAAAUACAACAGAAAGUGCAAAAAGGCCAGCACCAAAGACAGGAGGAUGUAGAAUUGAAGGCUAUGUGCGUGUGAAAAAGGUUCCUGGAAACCUUAUUAUUUCAGCUCAUUCAGGAAGUCAUUCCUUUGAUGCUGCUCAGAUGAAUAUGUCUCAUGUCAUAUCACAUUUUUCAUUUGGUAAGAUGAUUUCACCCAGGGUGAUAAGCGAUGUGAAGAGACUGGUACCUUAUCUUGGCGGAAGCUAUGAUAGAUUGAAUGGUCGGACAUUUAUAAAUCACCGUGAAAUAGGUGCAAAUGUUACAAUAGAGCAUUAUCUUCAAGUAGUCAAAACGGAGGUCUAUACAAGAAGGUCCUAUAAAUUAAUUGAGGAGUAUGAGUACACAGCGCACAGCAGUUUGGUGCAGAGUCUACACAUACCUGUCACAAAAUUCCAUUUUGAGCUCUCUCCCAUGCAGGUUCUGAUAACAGAAAACCAGAGAUCCUUCUCACAUUUUAUCACAAAUGUGUGCGCUAUUAUUGGAGGCGUUUUCACGGUAGCAGGAAUAUUGGAUUCAAUUCUGCACAACACUCUUAGACUGAUGAAAAAAGUUGAACUAGGCAAAAAUUUUUGAUAGGUAGGUGAAAUUUCUCUCGUGUAAAAGAAAUUCUAAUUUUCCUAUAUCCAAAUUUAGUGAGGAUUAUUCUGUUAAAUGGUGGCGCAAGAUUUCUCUUAUUGUGUGUGGAAUGAAGCAGAGGAUCCAACCACGGCUUCUACUAUAGGAAAUUAAUUCAUAGUGGAACAUCAAACAUGUUUGUUCAUAAUGAAUGCAAGUUUUGCGUUUCGUUU